AUGGUUCACGGUCACACUGUCGUGGUGUCGGCUCCGGGAAAGGUGCUCCUUGCCGGUGGUUACAUUGUUCUCGACCGCAAGCAUACCGGCUUGGUCUUUGGGCUCAGCGCCCGCAUCUCAGUGCUCGCCCAGCGCAUCCCCACCAGCGAGGGCGUCCACCUCUCGGAGAUCGUCGUGCAGAGUCCCCAGUUCGUUAACUCAACCUGGAGAUAUGGCUACCACCUCGUUGGCCACGACGGUGGCAUCAAGGUCACCCAGCUGCAAUCCAAGGAUGAUAUUGUCAUGCCUAAUCAUUUCAUUGAGACAACACUCAAUUAUGUUCUCACUUACAUCGCCAGCGUGGACAAGUCCCGCGCCGAGCAUGGCUUCUCCCCGGCCUCGCUGAUCGUUCUGGCUGAUAAUGACUACUAUUCCGAGCCCCGACAGAUGGAGAGUGCCGAACGACUGACAUCCGGCCCGCCACUUAGCGUCCUCCAGAGUGAAAGCCACGAGGCCGGUUCGUCAACGGAGACGCCCCCAACCGAAGGGUCUCGGCCCCGCUUCCGGCACUUCGGGACCACUAUUAGCGGUGCCCACAAGACCGGACUCGGCUCCUCAGCCGCUAUCGUCACUGCCCUGACUGCUGCGCUGCUUUCACACUACCUAGGCUCUGUGGUCUUUGACGUCAACUCGGAUGAGGGCAAGCGCAUCUUACAUAACUUGGCUCAGAUUGCGCACUGCUCCGCCCAAGGCAAGAUAGGAAGUGGCUUUGACGUGGCCAGCGCGGUUUACGGCUCCUGUGUCUAUCGCAGGUUCAGUCCCUCGCUCAUCAGCAAACUGCCCAGCCCGGGCCAGCCAGGCUUCGGUUCUGCGCUGGUGUCGCUCGUCAACCAGGGUGACUGGGAUUGCGAGAUCAACAAGGACAUGCUCGGCAAGGGCCUUCCCAGUGGUCUGGCUAUCCGUAUGUGUGAUGUCGAUUGCGGAACGCAGACCGUUGGUAUGGUGAAGAAGGUGCACGAGUGGAAGUCGGCAAACCCGGAUCGUGCCGAACAGACGUACAAUGAGCUGCAACAUUGUGUUGACCACCUUGCCAGCAUCAUUCGUCAUCAGAAGAUUGAUGAGAUUGGCACGGCUAUGAGGCCUUUGCGUGAUUUGAUGCGUCGCAUGGGUAACGAGGCUGGUGCCCAAAUUGAGCCCGAGACCCAGGAGGCGAUGCUUAACGAGCUGGAGAAGGUUCCUGGUGUCUAUGGCACUGUUGUGCCGGGAGCUGGCGGUUACGAUGCCGCUGCCGUGGUGAUGAAGGAUGAUGCUGAGACGGAGAAGCGCGUGAAAGAGUUCUUGAGGAGCUGGAGCAAGGAGAGGGGGAUCCAGGUGCGACUACUGAGGGUCAAGGGGGAGACACAGGGUGUGAGGACCGAAGAUGUGAAGGAAUUCGCUAGUUGGUUGUAUGCCACUAACUGA
Molecule: messenger RNA, 1440 nt
Organism: Thermochaetoides thermophila DSM 1495
Lineage: Eukaryota; Fungi; Ascomycota; Sordariomycetes; Sordariales; Chaetomiaceae
Product: phosphomevalonate kinase-like protein
Exons: 2
Coding region: 1-1440 (479 amino acids)
Biological process (GO): ergosterol biosynthetic process; isopentenyl diphosphate biosynthetic process, mevalonate pathway
Cellular component (GO): peroxisome
Molecular function (GO): ATP binding; phosphomevalonate kinase activity
Source: RefSeq, a predicted model, not a curated record